GUAAUGGUCGUGUUUUCCAUAACAAACCACACAAUGACUUGCAAGCAGCGUUAAAAUAGUAAAUAGUUUUUUUAUAUGCCUGCAAACUCGUAUAGUUAUUCGUUUUUACAUGGUCUGGUCCAAGUAGUUGGAUUUUUUGUUUUUAAUUUUUCAAUUUUUUGGAACAAAAUUACAUCUACUUGAUUCAGAUGGCUACUCUAAUACGUUUUUUGAAUUUGAAAAACAACAUUAAAAAAUUUGGAGAAGUGUCAAUCAUUCAAACAAAAAAUUUACACAUUAAUGUGGUUCCUUUGACUACGAAUUCAAGCGUUGCAGAAAAAAUUUUCAACGAACAAUUGAAGAACAUCCACAAAUGUGAAGACGAUGAAUCAAAAUUCAAUGUAGCACACAAUAUCAUCAAGAAAGUGCUUUCAGAUAAACGUAUUUGUUUAGGAUCGUCAAUUGUUUCUGAUAGAAAUGAAGAAAUUAUAGAAUACAACCUGACUGGUGGAAAAUACAAACGAAUGAAAUUAUUUCUAAACGUAUGUCAAAACUUUACACCAAAAUCAAAAUUGACCGAUGAGUUUAUUUUGCGUUCUUGGAUCCUGGGUUACCUUCCAUUAAUGUUAACGUCUUCCCUCAUCAUAAUAGACGAUAUACUCGAUAAAUCCGAAACAAGAAGGAUGAAGCCCACUUGGUGCAGAAAAACCGGUGUAGAAGAGGCUUCUGGUCAUGCAUUGAUGAUGAGCAGUGCUAUGCAAAUCAUUUUAAGAACUUUUUUUUUAAAUGAACCUUACUAUAUGCCAUGUCUCGAAGUUUUCAACGAGUCAUUUUGGGCAGGUGAAAAUGUUUUCGCUCUGGAAUGCAAAGCUGUCGAUGUGCUUGGAAAAAACAAAAAAUACUGCACGUGGGAAACCUACGAUGUACUUUGCGCUGGUCUGAUGGCAAGUAACGCAUUUAAAAUGCCAAUAUUAGCAGCGAUGAAUAUGGCAGGUGUAAAGUACGAUCACGUUGCGGAAGAUUUGGAAAAAAUAUUUUCAGCAUUUGGUAUUAUUUCGUUAGUUCAAAAUGAUUACAAUGAUAUAUUCGAUAAAACCAGCGGUAAAGUACUCUAUGAAGACAUUAAAUAUGGCAAAAUGAGUUGGUUUGUGCUGACAGCACUCGAACAUUGCAAUUCAGAUCAAAAAGAAAUCCUGCAUGACUGUUACGGUAAAAACGAUCCAGACCGUAUAAAAGCUGUGGUUGAAGUAUACCAGCAACUGGAUUUGAAAGGAAAAUAUUUCAAAUACAUGGAAACAAUGUCACGUGAUAUUUCAAAUUUUAUAAACAAAAUCGAAGACGUCAGCAUGAGAAAACCUUUAUCAGAUAUGUUAUACCAAGCAGAAAAUUGGUACUCUGAUAUCUACGUAAAAUGAAUUCAAAGACAUCAAUUUCCAGUGCUGCCAACCCAAAUUUCCAAAAAUCCUUAGUUUCGGUGAAAAAAUCCCAGCUUUUACUAAAAAUCCCUAAAAAAAAUUUAUGCAUUGUAAAGCCUUAUAGGACCAUAUUCAUAGACGUUACUUAGGGAUCACUUGGUUAAGUGGUGAAUUUUGAUUCAAUUUUUCUCAUAAACGAAUAAAAAUGCCAUAUUUUUAAAAUGAUAAAUCAAUACUUCGGAGUCCAAUCUCUCAAUUUAUUAUUAAAAAUUUUUUCAAGAAUUUAAUCACGACCAGAAAAAUUGCUUUAAAAUUCAUCACUUGGCCAAGUGAUCUGUAAGUAACGUCUAUAAAUACGUGAGAGGUGAAAAUAUCUGGUCAUCCUCUUCCUAUCAGAGAUUUUGCUUAGGAAAAUCGCUUCAAUACAGGUUGAAUAAUGACCAAAAAUUCGGCAACAAACGAAGAGAAUUUUUUUUUGAAUAUGAGAUAAUAAGAAUCAUACAAAUGCCUCGUCUUCUCGAACUCUUAGUGAAACGAUAGCUCAACUUCUCUUAGAUAAUACCACGAAAAAUCCCCAAAAAAUCAUGAAAUCCCUGAAAAAAAUCUUCGAGUUUUCCAAACUGUUGAAAAAUCUCACAAUCUAGGGAUUAAUCCCUGAAGUUGACAACACUGCCAGUUUCCUAUCACUAGGUGUAACAAGGAAGCAAGUGCAACAUAGACAUAGAAUAUUGUUGUAGCAUUUUCAAAAGUACACUAAGUACUUAAUUUAUGAAGAAUCUAGGUCAACUUACGUGUACAAUUGAUCUCUGAACUAAUGACAACUUGAGUUACUGGAUUUGCCCCCAUUUACGGAUUACAGCACCGGUGCGUCAAACAAAAGAAAAUGAGGUGAAGUUCAAUAAAAAUAGGUAAUACCACAGUCACACUGACUACACAAUUAAUCUUUCUUUUUCAAAAACUUUCAUACCAAUUCACCAUAAAACUCUGAAAUUCUAAACUUGGAAAAUUGAAAUUCUAAAAUCUAAAUUUUAAAAUUUUCAAGCUUUCCAACAACACCUAAAAAUGUUAUGUAGGUGCUAUUAGUUAACAAACAUGGCAAUCAAAGGGGUACGUUCUACGUUCAAAAUGGUGAUUCCAAAAUUUUCCAAAAAUUAACCCCCCCCCUAUUUCUCAUUUCUGCCCCGACGCAAAACGUUUAUCGGGUUCAAACAGAUAUUUUACGAUAAAAAAGUUUUUGAAAAUAAUACUCAGUGGUUCCUAAAAUUCUUUUUUCAUUCACAACUUUGGGAACCCUUGGAGCCCAAAAAAUGGCCAUUUUGAGUCAACUAACCACGGAUUCGUAUUUGGGACAUUCAUUACAACAUUUUAGGAGUGGUUGAGUCGAUAAGUGUCUGGGCCCAAAAAAUGGCCUUAUCGCGACUCCUCCUUUACAUAAGCUUAUAGACAUCUAGAGUCAAGAUUGUAAACUAGUUUUAACGAUAGAUGUGUAAGCUGUAAAUAUUAAAUUGAAUAAAAUACCCCCACCACCUGGUGCGGAUUGGAGAACCCAAAAAAAAAAGUGAAAGACAAAAUUGUUGAGAAUAAUAGAAAGGUAAUACAUAAUACGAAAAUGUUACUUGGGUCAGUUAGUAAAGCAUAGGUAAGCUGAUGAGAAUACGAUACUUUGAAGAGGAAUGAAAUCUUGGUAGAAAAGUCAAAAGUGAUAGUUCAAGCCAGGGAUCCAAAAGUUUUCCUGCGGUCUCCCUUCUCCAAUUCCCUCUCCCCCCAAAAAAAGUCAAAGACGACCAACUUCAGCAAGUAUUUUUAAAUUUUUAGAAAAUUCACAUUUUCGUCUACUUGGAGCACAAAAAGAAAAUUUUAAAUUACGUAGAGAUAAUUUUUUGACAUAACGAAAUAAAUAAAUACAUAGUUAUGUAGUUACAUAUUAGCGAGGCUUGUUCGCCGUCGAUGAAUCAACAUCUCCCGCUGUUUUCCAACUGAGCAUAUUUGAUAACCAGUUUAACAACGCGAGUAUUAAAAAGAUGAUAAUUUUCUAUGAAAAUUCUCAAUGUUAAGAAAAAUACUGAAAAACUUAAAUCACAACUAAAAUACUAUUUCAAAUACCUAAUAGGUAGAUAGGUACAUCGAAACAAAACGAAAACAAAAACAUGGCACGUUGCUUCAACAAAAAUUCAACUGAGUCAUGCCAUCAGCUGAUGUUUACCAGAGGGUUUUUGCUUAUUUCUAAUUGUUUGCUUUUGAAUUUUUUUAUUCAAAUGUGAAGUUUAAAUUUUUUGUUUUUUGACAUACUCACUGCACUCUUUUCCAUCAUUUUUAUUGAUUAAAUAUGUAGUUUGAUGAAAGGUGUUUGAUUUAUAUUUUUCCAUACAAAAUAAAAAUAAAUUCAAAAAAUUAAAAAAA
Messenger RNA from Planococcus citri (citrus mealybug), 3794 nucleotides. Its product is annotated as farnesyl pyrophosphate synthase-like. Gene Ontology annotation, cellular component: cytoplasm. Gene Ontology annotation, molecular function: dimethylallyltranstransferase activity; (2E,6E)-farnesyl diphosphate synthase activity. Gene Ontology annotation, biological process: trans, trans-farnesyl diphosphate biosynthetic process. The record is from RefSeq and is a predicted model, not a curated record. Bases 189 to 1394 code for a protein of 401 amino acids. Lineage: Eukaryota; Metazoa; Arthropoda; Insecta; Hemiptera; Pseudococcidae. The transcript is spliced from 8 exons.